Messenger RNA from Zingiber officinale, 342 nucleotides. RefSeq lists its product as uncharacterized. The coding region runs from base 1 to 342 and encodes 113 amino acids. The record is from RefSeq and is a predicted model, not a curated record. The transcript has 2 exons. NCBI's taxonomy places the organism in Eukaryota, Viridiplantae, Streptophyta, Magnoliopsida, Zingiberales, Zingiberaceae.
AUGGAUGUAUACUUGAAGAUUGACUUCAACCAGUGGUUCAACAUCAUCGGAGGCUACAAAGCUCCCAUCGAUAACGCCGAAAUUCCAAUAGACCCAGAACAUUGGAAUCCGGAAAUGAAGAAAAAGGCUCAGAUCGACUUCAAGGCUCUCAACACACUCCAAUGCGGGCUAACGAAGGAAGAACUGAACCACAUCGGCCCACACAAAAAUGCGAAGGAGUUGUGGGAUAAAUUCAUCGAAUUGCACGAGCGAACCAACGAUGCUAAGGAAGGAGAAUCUGCAAGUAAACUUAAUGCAAGAAUAAAGGACAUUCUCAACAGACUUCACACCAUCAGCCACUAG